CGGUUAUAACAUUCGCAGUCUUUGCUUUAUUAAUCGCUAUAGCUGUUGGGGUCCAAGCUGUGUCUCAUUCAUCCUUCGUCAACCUAUGCAAGGAUAAAGGCCGCCAUCUGACGUAAAUGCAAAAGAAAAACAGUCUUAAAGCACUCAAAGAUGGAUAGAACUAGAGGAGAGCAGAGCAAAUCCAUGUUGUAUAGUUAUUAUACCUUGGCUCAUGCCAUGACACCUCGACGAAAUUCACCUACUCACGGAAAGCCUGCAAGAAAAUAUGACAUAGAGAGUGGCGAUGAGACAGACAGGAGCGUAGAUAACGAGGUUAUCGAGUCAUUUUUCAUGGACGAAAUAAACGAGAACACAGAAUCUUGCUCGCUGAAUUCUAGUCGAGAGAAUCUUUUGGAUGGAGAGCCUGUCAAGGAGACGAAGCCGAAUAGCAGACCAGGCUCUGCAAGGAGAGCGUCAUACAGAAACCCUGAGCUGCCUGUUGAUGAGAGAAUAAAAGUUUUGGAAGAGGGCUUGAAAGAAGCGGAUAUGGAGCGUGAAGUAGUUUUGUCAUGUCUCGGGAAAGAGUAUCUUGAAAGGAUUACAAUGCAAAAUUGUUUGCAAGAAAUCUGCUCAAAAUCAGGCUAUAGUUACGAGGCAGUCGUUUCCAACAUUGAAGCGCAAAGUGGAGCAAAAAACAUUUUGGAGAACAUUAUUGAAACAAGGACAAAAGCUUUGUUGGGAAGCAAAGAAAGACAGAAUGAUACGUCAGAAAAACCACAGAAAUCAAAUGAUAACCAGGGUAUUAGUGAAGGAGAAUGGGAUUGUACUAAAACAGUACCAAACAGUAGACACUCGGAGGUGCUUUUGGACAAAGCAAAAGAGGAAAGGUUAAAAGAGGUCCUAAUGAAAUUCACUCAAGCUGAGAAGGAGAAGGUAAACACAGGAUUGAACAGAAAGAAUGAUAGACAUGAAAAUUCCCACACAGAUGAAACAAAGGGCCCACCAAAAGGUAAACAGAGCUUUUUAUCAGAAACCACGGCCAAUGAUAACAGCAGUGUGGAGAAUAAAGAAGCAAAUUCAGAGAUUGAUAACAAAAGUAUUGUUUUUAAUGACCAAUCACAGCCCAAGAUUUUUGACUCAUUGAAAACAAGUAAAACAACUAGAUACAACUUUGAAAAGACCUCUGAAAGUUGUAACCCAGGUCGAGCAAUUGAACGGUCGUCUUUGACAGAGGAGAAAAGAAGCAAUUCUAAAGAUUCUGAAUUAUCAGGUAAACACACCAGUUUGAGCAUGCCAGAAAAAUCUGAGAGAAUAACACUUAACAGUGGCAACUCGAUUUUGAGAAGCAUAGAGCUGAAAGCAAAAGGUUCCUCAGAAAGAAAUAUAGAUUCCAUUGAUGAAGGAAUAUUGAUGAUAAAAACAUAUUUAUCAGAGCUGAAGGAAGAGAACAAAACCUCUAGCCAAUUUUCUGGUGUUGAACAUCAAAUUACCAAUCAGGGGAUAAAGAGAAGCUCUCUUUCUCGGGAGUCUCCAGAACGUAGCCGCAAAUUUUCAUUAAAUGAAACAAGGAGGGUCCAGCCAGAACUCCAUGAUUUGCCGCAGAGAAGGAGCAGCUUUUCUGAAGGAACGAGUAUGAAUAAGGGAAAACAGACAGAACAUAAAUCAACCGUUGAAAGCCGGCUUUUCAAGCCUACGGUUUCCAGUAGAAAUAAGGUGAAAGAUAGAUUAGCCCGCAAAGACACGGAAAGCGAUACGGAGGGAGGCAGAAAACGCAGUGGACGCAGCAAAAAGGCAGGUGGGCUGAAACGUAGUACAUCGGAUGUAAGGCACGGCCCAAAGCGACAGUUUUACAGUUACACAUCGGCCGAGGAGGAUAGCUCUAUUGACGGGGACACAAUGGAGCGAAAGGAUCUGGAAGAUGAGGCGAAUCCGUUACACUUCGUAUACGAUAUCAGCCCAGAAGUGAAAAAUCGCGAACACGGUAAAAUAAUGACUAUUCUUUCGAUGCUGCAAGAUCAGAAACGAAAUUGGGAAUUAGAAUCGAAAGCGUUAAAAGAAAAACUGGAUGCUGAAUGUAAACUAAGGUCGGACUUAGCCCAUGACAACAAUGUUUUGCGCAAAAGUCUAGAAGCAGCCAACCAUGCGAUCAAAGAAAUUAAUUCUAAAGUUCAAGAAUUGAAACUAACAAUCGUGCCAUUGAGAGAGGAGAAUUCGAAGCUGCGAGAGCAGAAUCAGAAUGUAAAAGCAAAACUUGACUUACUGCGUAAGGACAAAACAAGCAUGAUGCAGGAACUCCAAGAAUUACGACAGUCGACGAAUCGAUUUGAAGAGAGGUUGCAAAUAAUCAGUGAUCUAUACCGCAAUGGGAGAUUAAAUCUUGUUGAUCAGAACAAUAACUCGCAAAAGGACUCUGAAUCAGCGAAUGUGGAUUUGAAGAUUCUGCUAGAAGUUUCUAAUGAUAGCGAGGAGCUUGGUAAAUCAACUGUGUCAGCCAAAAGGUCAAACCGAGGCCGAGACAGUUUAAAAAGACAUAGUUUUCAUGGAUUUGAAAGAAUUGACGAGUUGGCAGGAAAUGCGGAGGAGCUGUUGGCAGAGAAAGAGAAGGUUGAACAAGAAAACGAGAGUCUGAAGAAGGAGUUGAUUGAAAUGCGAGAAAGAAUCAAGGCAGAAAGAGAAAAUGACAAUGAAUGCGAGAGUGAUUCUGUUAAUCGUAGAAAGGGGUGGCGCAUGCAGCGGGAGGAGAGCAAGCACAGAAUAAUUCGAGAAAUUUUGAAAACAGAAUCAAAUCAGGUAUAUGGAAGGCCAUAUGCAAGCUGUACAGACCUAACUCUAGAUGAUAAAGAGGAACGAGCAAAGAUGGAAAUGCUAGCAUUAAAACAAAGUGAGUACAACUCAAGAAAAAGAAAUGAAGGUAAAGGGGGCAAGGGCGGGAUGAAGGAGAAUGAAACCGAUCUAACGGCAAAUUCAGGAGGGCUCUCGUUUACAGUAAAAUUCGAGAAGAAAGAUGAAUCGAAAACAGGUAUUUCAUGGAAGGAAGAGAGUGAGAAAAUCAAUAAACGUCUUGCAACCUGCAAAUUUGAGAAAUUGAAGCCAAAAGAUGUUGAUCAGACUGAUAGGGGUUUGGUGGAACAAAAAAAAAAGGAUAAAAGACAAUCCUCCCAAGCUUGUGUGACUUCAGAUGACAAUAAAACUAUUUGUAACAAAGAUACAGAGAAGAUUAGUGAAGAAUGGAUACAAAAUACUGAGGAAACAGUCACUAGUUUGGAGGCUGAAUACACGUCAGAGCAAAGAAAUACUUUCAGCUUCACCAGCCCUUUUAAAGGACCUGUUGGAAGUGGAUUGGAAGAGGACGUUAGCCGUGUUGAGGCAAACGGUAGCUCUGCCUAUAAUGAAAAUUCAGGGAAAAGAAACGGAAAUGGCUCUAAACAAAAGGAGGGCUUGUUUCAUAGUCCCCAAUGGCCACUUGUAAGAGAAAAAAUCCAAGAAAUUUACAAACAACCAGUGGAAAUAUUAGAGCAGUCUUUUGUUUGGAAAGGGUCGGAAAAGAGGGACACCAGCUCAAGGGGCCAGAGUAUAAUGCCAAACGUCGAACGUCAUGAGUGGAGACGUACAAAUGAGCACCAAAAUGAGGCUAAGCAUUCUAUGAUAAGACCUGAGAGCAACUCUUUCUCCAAGGCAACUAGAGUGAAUGGUGAUGUAGAAGAUGGCAAGGAAAGACCUCGUAUCAGAGACGAGCUGCUGAUUAGAGAAUAUGGCGAUGGGUGGAAAGAUGGCGAAGAUAGGACAGUUGAUAAUAAUUGGCAAAGAAAAAGCAGAAGUGAAGAAAUACAAAGCUAUGAAGACUAUCGUAGGAAACUUCGACAAAGAGAGUUGGAGAAGGCAUACUCAAAUCAAUAUGGAGCUUCAAUCAAUGGGAAUGAAAUGACGUCAGAUAAAGAUGAUAACCGUAACUAUGACUAUGAAUUUAACCGAAGUUUAGAAGGAAAAUACGAAGUAGCUGCAUAUCAAGCCACCAACAGUAUUAAUGAGUAUAAACAAAAGGCAAACGAGUUUUCUAAUGGUGUUCAAAAAUCGAGAGAAGAUUCUUCGUGGGUCAAGGUACCAGUGUACUUGAAACAACCGAAAAGGGAAGAAUCUGCUGGAAGAAGCAUCACUCCAGAAGGCAGUUUCAAACACCUCGAAACUCAAGGGGGAUCUAUGAUGCAUGAAGGGUCGAAGCUAAUCGAGGAAACAAUCACUAAGGUUGAGUCCGCUUUUGCGACCACCAAACCAGCACCGAAACGGGUUGUGAGCAAACGAAGUAAUGAGAAGUCAAAAUCGAGCAAAAUUAGUAAAGAAUUUGUAAGAAGGUCACCCGGAACAGUUAUGUAUCUUGAUGAACUUGCUGAGUAUGAUUCAGAUAGCUCAUAUGACGUGCCUGUGCCAAGACGAACCAAAUCGCUUAGGAAGCCAAGGCCAAAGUCGGACGUUUUUCCUAACAAACACACGGAUGUGGAUAUCUUUGAAGGAAGUAGAGCCGUAAAUGACAGUGCUUUUCGACGAAAUCGCUCUCUGAGGUUACCAAGAAAAACAAAGGAUGAUAUGUUCUCUGUUGAUAUCUCCUUUGAAAACGAAUCCCAAGAUGAUUCUGCGAUAGUAUUGCAUUCAGAAUAUUCACAUUCAACUCCAAAACAUCAGAGCUCUUUUCAAUCGGCUUUCGUGCAGUCAGAUGCUGCUUAUUGCAACUACUCUUACUCUGGUAGUGAGGAGCAGAAAUGUCAGCACCAUCAACCGCAGCGUAGCCAAGCAGACGGGUUUACAAGGGCACGUUUUCAAAGUGAGACUGGAACCUCGACUACAAGAUCAUCUGGAAGAAGAUCUAAAUCUCCAGGCGGAUUUUCAUGCGAAAUGUGCAGAGAGAUGAGCAGAAAGAAGAGCUCUCAAGAAAAGUAUUGCUGGGAAAAGUAUUUUCCGAUUGGUGAGACUACAGUUGAAACAAGAAUCAUCAAAGAGGAUUAUGUUUAGCAACUUACGAGCGCAUUUUGGAGUUUAAGCACGACUUUUGGUGCAUCUUGAGGGGACCGUUUUCUGGUGAUAAAAAAGAAAGCAAACGGAGGGAACUGACCCUAGCAAGAUUGAAUAACAAACUUUUUGGCCGGUGAUUGAAUCACAAACUUUUCAAGUAAUUUUUUUAACCUUUAACCAAAAUCAAAGGUAUCAUUUCAGCUGUAAUUUAAAUGUCUUAGCAGAUAUAUCUAAUCAAAAACGGUGAUUCAAGCUAAUUUAUUCCACUUAAUGGUAUCAUCUGUAUAUUUUAAUGUAUAAAUUUGCAUUAGGGUAUUGUGGUAUUUUUAUAUAGUAUGUUUGUUUGCGUGUACAUCAAAGGCGUGUACAUCUCUGCCUCUGAUGCAUCAAGCACUUUAUGGCAGACCAGUAAAAAGUAAUAUUCAUUACCAAUGUAAAUGAGAAAUUAUGUUGCUUAUUGUGCCAAGAGGCUAAUUUACAGGAAAAUCACGAGAUUAGCAUGCUGGCAGGGAUACCAAGCGUAGGGGGAAUCUAAGGUUGCUAUUACAUUCUAUGAGCUAACUGAUACUACAAGAAUUUUCUUUCACUCGUUAUUAAUUUUUUCCUACCUCAAAGAUAAUUAUAUUUCUUCAACUUUUUAGAAGUAUUAUGCAUGCUAGGCCCUUCUCACUAGAAUUAGGAAUUGAAACCAGCAGAAUUCAUUUUGCAAGAGGCACAAUUGUCUUUUUCUGUCUAUAUAUCUUGUCACUUUUCAGCCCUGCUGCCCUUAGACUAUUUGAGUCCAAUGCUGUUAAAUGUUGGAUCUGCAAUGCUGCAAAGCAAAAGAUUCUGGUGACCAGUCGUUUGUACCCUGGGUACCAAAGCCGCAUACAUCCGAGAGUGGAAACAGAAGAUAGGAGUGGAAAAGCGGUAGCUUGAUGUAUUAAAUUUUACGGUACCCUGCAUAAACGAGGGAUUUAGACUUUUAAGCGUUUUAAAGAUCUCCAUUCAAUGGAUCUUCAUACAAGAAUAAUUUCAUUGUUGCAUUUAAAUUCCUAUUUGGCUUAGGAGGUAACUCACUAUAUGUGUGCGAUCCUGUUGUAUAUGAAGAGUUUCAAGACAGGUUCUUGUGCUUUUUCAAUAUUUUGCGAAGGCUCACACGCGGGAAAACCUCAAAUCAAGAAAAAAUAGUUAAAGUUUGAGUGUACGAUAAAUUAUUUUUCUUUUAAAAGGACAAAAGAUUUUAGCUGUUUUAAAACUAGCUGAAUUGCAGCUUUUGUGCAAAAAGAAAUGGUUCUUCAAUAUCGAGCAUACAGUCGAGUGUAGUAAUGUCACAUUUUUUACGGACUUGACUUUGGCAUCCUGAAUGUUCAGGUUUGUUCCUAAAUAUUUAUGUUAUAGAAAUAUUUAGGUCCACUGGUAUGUUUCUAUUUUACUUUAUAAUAAAAGACCCAUAAGUUGAAAGUAGCCUGGAGCACAGACUGCACAAUACAUCAUUUAUGUACACUUUAAAAAGAAUAGGAUCAAGGAAAGAGCCUCACUGCACCCUGAAAGCAUUGUCUGGUAAGAGCUGCAAGUGUUAUUUAUACGAACUAAUUCUUUACGUAAUUUUAUGUAAGAACCAAUGUAGACGAACGCAUCUUCAUUGAACCUAUAAGGACAGAGUUUAGAGACGAGCAAAUCAUGUGAAAAGAGUCCAUUAGAAUAGCGCAUAUAAUGCAGUCAUUGUCAAGUUUCAAUCUGCGAUUCUCAGUCAAACAUAUAAUUGUUAAUGAUUAAUACUAUGUUCCAUAUACCUUCCUAUAUGCUGCUAUGAAGAUUUAGGAGACUCCAUCAUUAUUGGAGAUGAGCUGCUGAUUUUGCUGUAAUUUUUCAUAUGCUUUAGAGAAGGUAUUGAGAACGCUAAAUAGCUGAUCAAAACUUCUUUUCAGCAGGAAGGUCGCAUUCUCCUUUGUACAAUGGGUAUACAACCGUAUGUUCUUCAUUGUCUUGAAAUCUAUGGUUGCAAGUUAUUCGGUUGAUAGAAUGUAGUAAAGGCGCAGUAACCUAAUUUUCUGUCAAGGACACAAGUUAUGGUGGUACAACAUAUACACUCUUUUACUUCCUAACAUUAAGAGUUUUCAGUACCUCUAAAACCUCUUGACUCUGGACUUAUUGAAAGAGAAGGAUUGAAAACAUCUUCAGAAUAUUUGAUUAUUGCUAAGAAAAUAGGAUUCUUGAAGCGAUGAUGAAGUGGUGUGGUCAGCUUUUAGUGUACAUCGGAACGGCGAUCAAUGCAGUCACUAAAUAAAUCCAUCCUUGACUAUCGUGUCAUUUCCAAACCCAGCGAGUCUUAUUUUACGUGCAGAGAACACGGAGCCAGAGAGAGAGACAGUGUGUUGCUUGCUUACGUUACUGUGGUUACGAAGACAAUGGAAAGUGUUAAUGACAUGAUUACAAUGGGAAACAUGAAUACGUUUAACAAUGGUCACUACAAGCUCUUGACAAUAUAAUAUAUGACUGUGGUAUAUUUCUUGAUUUGAAAAAGGCAUUUUAUACUGUCAAUUGCAAUAUUUUGCUAUCGAAACUAGAACACUAUGGUAUCAGAGAAAAUGUUCUCAGAUAGUUUGAUUCCUGUCUAUUAGAUAGGAUCAAAUUAAUGGUACUAACUCUGAUUGUAUGAAUGUUACUUGUGGUGUACUUCAGGGAUCAGAACUCGGACCUCUUCUUUUCCUAAUUUUUAUGAACGACUUUCCAAACGCCUCAAGAAAAUUGAAGUUUUAUCUCUUUGCUGAUGAUAGUAAUAUUUACUAUGAUACUUGAACUCUCGAUGAAUUUGUUAAAAAAGUAGAAAUUCAAUUUAGACAAAAAUAAAUAUUUAUUCUUCCAUUCUACCAACUAAUUGAUACGGCCAGACACUACAACUGAAACAGGGGAAAACUCAUCAGCAGAGUCAAAAUGUUAUGUUUCUAGGUUUUCUGCUUGCCAAAAAUCUAGACUGGAAGAAUCAUGACAGCGAACUUUAAAAAAAUGGCAUUCUUUUUAGAACUUGAAAUAUUGUAUCACUGUCUAGGAACAAACAUUAUCCUCAUACCUGAACCUCUAGCCAAUAUUCAAACUGCAAAUAAAGCUGUCAGAGCUAUUUCGCAUUAAACUUUUCUUUCUCCUUCUCUUCCCAUUUUGAAGAAGGUCUUACCUUUGAGACUUCCACAUAUUUUACAGCUGAGACUAUAAACAUUUGUUUAUAAAUUAUUUAAAAAUAACUCCCUCCUGCCUUCAUGAUUCCUUCUUUCAAUACAAAUAUUCAACAACACUCUACUCAGCAAUUUAGUCGCGGUAGUUUUUUACUAAUAAAAAUAGCUUUCAAUAAGGCCUGAAGUCUAUUCGAUACAUGGGGGCAAAAUUGUGAGAUGUACUACCAUUAGAAAUCAGAAAUUCGCCUUCAAAAUAUUCAUUUUUAAAAAAUCUUGUAAUUGUUUUACCAACUAAUGAUGAUUUCUUCAAAUUAGUCUACAUUUUGCUUUUAUCUGUUGUUGACUCAAAACAACUCACAGGCAAUUUCAUACUUCUGGCACAACAAAU
This is a messenger RNA of Rhopilema esculentum, 8523 nucleotides long. RefSeq lists its product as uncharacterized. Lineage: Eukaryota; Metazoa; Cnidaria; Scyphozoa; Rhizostomeae; Rhizostomatidae. The record is from RefSeq and is a predicted model, not a curated record.